UAAGAUACUAAGAGAGGUCAAGUUUGAAAGCAACUUAACAUACAAGCAACUAUUAACAUUGGCAAUGUAAGCUUGAUGAGUUUUGAGGCUGCCUGUAGGAGGGAAACAGCCUGGUACAGAGAUCAAGCCAAACCCCAGUCAUUUUUCUUGGAGGAGGAAGCUAUCCUAGCAACUGAAGUGCUCUGAGUUGGUAACCCAAAUAUUUAAAAACACAAGUGGUUAAAGAUUAAUCCACUGUCAUGAUGAUGAUGUGCCAAUAGAAGCUGUGUUUGAAGAUUCAUGUUUUGGUUGAAAAACAAGGUGACAGUAACACUCAAGUAGUACAGCCUCUUACAGAAUAUGAGAUGUUCGAAGCAAAUGGUUACCGCUUGAAUCUAGGAUUUUCCACCAUGAAUGGAUACUCAAACUGUUCUGCUAACCAUACGGAAAUUUGGAGUCGUAAUUUAGUACUUGCACUGGGCAUCCCUCAGCUGACCAUUAACAUAGCAUCUGUGAUCUUCAACUGCACAGCCAUCAUUACCAGAAAGGCAACAAAGGAUCUGCACAAGCCUAUCUCUAUACUCUUCUGCAAUUUGGCUUUUUCUGAUCUCUUCACAAGUUUUUCUGGUUUUUGGAUUUCGAUGCUGUUCAUCACCAAACCUGACGACACAAUCUUUGGAUCUAAGGAUAUGCUUGCACCUUAUGCCUUAUAUACUACAUCUAUUCUAUCCACCAUCUAUAACUUGGUAAGCAUUGGAAUUGAACGCUACCUGGCCGUGGCUGAGAGUAUUAGGACAAGGUUCAGGAUUGCUAGAAACCAUUCCAUAGCUGUAGUUUUAAUUAACUGGGUCCUCGCUUUCUUUCUGGGCUGCUUGCCAUUGAUGGGGUGGAACUGCUUGCACACAGGAAAAAAUCUCUCAGUCCUCUACAGUCCGUUUUGUGUUGACUACCUUAUCUUCAUCACCACUCCCAAUGUUGUGGCAGCUUUUAUUGUUCCUCUGUUCACCUACCUUAGAAUCAUUAUGAUCCUGAGGAAAAGAAAGCUGAGAAUGAAAGCGUGUGGACAAGCUAUCGGUACCUACAAAUCAGCUGAAAUCCAGGUUGCCAGAACUAGUAUUUUUAUAUGGCUCCUGGCAUUGGUGUCCUACGCUCCUCUUUUUGCAGGAGUCAUCUUUGAUGCAAUAAACCACCAGUGCCCCCUCGAUCUCUACCCAAGCGUCUACAUCUUCCGAAACUGCACAGCUAUGCUGAUAACCAUGAACUGUUUGGGAAAUCCCAUCAUAUAUACACUGAAAACCAAAACCCUAGGGGCUAAACUCAAGUCUCUGAAAUGCCUUUCUGGCAAACGUCUCCAAGCCUGCACCAUCGCGAACAUCUAACCGCGGCCGCCCGUGCGCUCCGGACUCUAUUCUGCUUCCAGGGCAGCGGGAGCUCCCCGAAGCGAAGGCCGAACCCUCCGCCGGCUGCGGCGCUUCAGCACCCGCGGCGGGGACAGCUCCGGGCCGGCUGCAGGCGGGGCGCCGCGCGGGGCUCCUUGGGCAGCGCGGGUGCGAACUGCGCUGCUGUGCGGAUGGGAGAUGGGAGCGUCCUGCGUGGGAACGAAUCGCACUGCAUCGGCUGUGUUUGCUUCGCGUUUGGAAAUUCGCUUCUGACGUGCUUUCUCUGCUGCUCAGAUUGUGUUUUUUGGGGUUUUUUUUUGGAAGGUGGAUAAGUGGCUGGAAAAUGUUCAGUUGUGUAGGGGAAAAUGUAACGUUACUUUCUCAUUUGCAGCAUGUAACAUCGUAUCUUUUAAUAUUUGAUGAAUCAGUUAUUGGGGCAUUCAGCGCGGUUUUUCUGUUGUCAGUGUAUCUGCACAGUGUCUAGUGUUGUGUUCCUGUGAGAGCUCUGUGCCCACGUUUUGUGUCCCUGCUUGAGAACGGCAGCACCCUCGUGUACUGUGGCUGCUGACAUUUGAUUCGAUUUAGGAGAAAACCUCAAUGGAGGUUUCAUUAUCGGAACUGUAGUCACGGCACAAAGCAAAAUGAAAUAAAAACCUCAAGAGCACGUGUUUUGUAGAAGGAAAAGGUCUCCUCUCUCUCCCUCUCUCCGAAGAGGAAAUGGCUAUUGGUUAAUUAACUGGUCAGAUCCUGGGCUAAAUGAAUGCUUACAUCGAAUGACACGGAGAUGUUGUCUGGGAGGCUCUCAACGGCCCAGUUUGUUCUCCCACCUCGCACACAGUGACAAACCUGGAGGCGAUGACCAAUAGACCCAAGUGACACUCGCUCAGCGUUCUGCUGUUAAAUCGUGUUCAGAGGAGCUGCUGUGCAGUGGCUGUGAGGAAUGGGGUUUGUGUGAGAGACGGCCGCCCGCUGGUGUAACAGGGAGGCAGGUGCCGUUACAUCAACAAACCACGUACUCAGCAUUUUACAUCAUUGCCAUAAAACCUCUUACCUGUAAUUCUUUACGCCACAGAGCUCUGGGAGAUCGCGGUUAGUUCCAUGACCCCAUUUAGGGACGUGCUUAGUGAUCGUGGUGGGGAUGGACUCAGAGAUCUUAGCGGUCCUUUCCAGCCGGAACGAUUCGGUGAUUUUUUUUUCUCCUGACC
Meleagris gallopavo (turkey) is the source of this 2563-nucleotide messenger RNA. Lineage: Eukaryota; Metazoa; Chordata; Aves; Galliformes; Phasianidae. The record is from RefSeq and is a predicted model, not a curated record.